Fusarium mangiferae is the source of this 558-nucleotide messenger RNA. RefSeq lists its product as uncharacterized. NCBI's taxonomy places the organism in Eukaryota, Fungi, Ascomycota, Sordariomycetes, Hypocreales, Nectriaceae. Gene Ontology annotation, biological process: protein histidyl modification to diphthamide. Gene Ontology annotation, molecular function: metal ion binding. The transcript has a single exon. The coding region runs from base 1 to 558 and encodes 185 amino acids. The record is from RefSeq and is a predicted model, not a curated record.
AUGGCCUCUUCACAGGCCGCAGUCACCUCACCAGAAGUGGCAACACAUUAUCAAGUCCUCGGCCUCACGCCCACGCUACUCGACACACAGCACGAUUCUACAUCUCUCAUAAAGCGCGCCUAUCACCGGGCCCUCCUCCGUAACCACCCAGACAAAGUCACAAAUUCAGAUCCAUCCUCUGUUUGCUUCACAGUCGACCAAAUCACAACUGCUCUCAACACUCUUUCCGACCCUUCUUGUCGAGCAGCUUACAACGCCGCUCUGCGGGUGUCUCGCCCAAGCGACAAGAGAGAUGGCUCUUUUCAGACCGGCGUGGAAAAUGUUGACCUAGAUGAUCUGGCAUUUGAUGAGGCUCAGGAAUGCUGGUACCGCCCUUGCCGCUGUGGGAAUGAGCACAGCUAUGAGUUUUGCGAAGCAGACUUGGAAGAAGUGAGUGAUGAGGGGGAGCUUGUGGUUGGCUGUCUCGACUGUAGUUUGUGGCUUCGAGUUCACUUUGCCGUUAUUGAGGAUGAACAACAACCACAUCCUUCAAAUAAAACAUUGAAAGAUAAGACUUGA